Molecule: messenger RNA, 3727 nt
Organism: Myotis myotis
Lineage: Eukaryota; Metazoa; Chordata; Mammalia; Chiroptera; Vespertilionidae
Gene: KCTD18
Product: potassium channel tetramerization domain containing 18
Exons: 7
Coding region: 1204-2415 (403 amino acids)
Biological process (GO): protein homooligomerization
Source: RefSeq, a predicted model, not a curated record
CGCCCGAGCGGAGGAUCUGGGCUCCGGGUGGGCCGCGGACCCGGGAGGCGGCGGGGCGCCCCGAGAAAGGGCCCGGGCCGCGCGGAUCACACGGGAGGCCUGGGCCGUGGGCUCGGGCCGGGAGCGGAAUCUGUGAAAGCCGGGCCGCGGGCAGACUCCGGCGGGCUUCCUGGUGUCCCGGCCCCUGCCCUCCUUCCCAGCUGGAGGGAGAAGUGCGAAUCCUGGAGCAGCGCUUCUCAAAGUGGGUCCGCGGGCGGACUCCCACCGCCGCCGCGGACUCUGUGGUCCGCACUCUGUGCCGCGGCCCGGGAAUCCGCCUGGCAGCAGGCGAUGCCGGCGGCUUAGAUACAGGGGGUCCCAGGCCCGCACUUCGGGGACGCGUCUCCGGAGGGCAGGGCACUUCGGCCACAGUAGGCAGCCUACUGGGUGCACCUGAGGGCGGGCACCGCGGCUGCACUUGCAAUGGUGGUGGCCCUCUGCCUCAGGAGAGUCGGACCGGAGCCGGGGUGUCUCCUCCUCGCACUCGGGGUGCUGCUGUGCCCCCGGGGUGCACAGAGCGCAGUGCCUGGGCCGGCAGCCUCGGGGCGAAGCUGUGCUGAGGCGGCAGUGUGGGUGCAGCAGGCAGAACUGGGGGGUUGGUCCUGUGACCUGGAUGCGAGCGGUCCCCACCGCUUACCACACGCAGGGCAGCCUGGGUGUGGCCCCCAGGGCCCUCAUCUGUCCCUGGGCACAGGGAGCCGCAUCCAGCCCGGCUCUCGUGUGCGUCAGGUCAGGUCUGCCCGCGUCGCCCGCAGGGGCUGGCACACAGUACGCACUCAGUAAAAGGGAAUUAGUAAGAGCGACACAGGCCCUGCCUUCUAGGGGCGUAGAGGCCCCCAAACUAGGGAUUAAGCAGGCGAGGUGAAAUGUAGACAGGAGCACAGUUCAUCCGGAGAACUGCGCACCGGCUGUCACUCGGGGGUGAUUGGGAAGGUAGUGCAGGCAGUGAGGUUUGCCUGGGGCUUUGAAGAAGACAUGGGCUUCCAGGGAGCUGGUAACCGGCAGCAAGAACCAGCUCCAUCCCAGGCACCUUGCAGGCCUCCCAGGUGGUUCUCUCACUGGGAUCAUUGCGGGGCUGCCCCCAGGGCCGAGGGGACCGGGACCACCAUUGUUUGCAGUUUCUGAAAGUAUUUCAAGGCACAAAUUCAGGUGUCGGCGGGAGCAAUGGAAGAUCACAAGGAAGAAGAGAUGUUAGACAUUCUUCGACUGAACGUGGGUGGCUGUAUUUACACAGCCAGGCGAGAGUCCUUGUGCCGAUUUAAAGACUCCAUGUUGGCUUCCAUGUUCAGUGGUCGUUUUCCUCUAAAAAGAGAUGAGUCAGGGGCUUGUGUUAUUGACCGCGAUGGACGCCUGUUUAAAUACCUUUUGGAUUACCUCCAUGGAGAAGUUCACAUCCCCACGGACGAGCAAACCCGAGUCGCCCUACAGGAAGAGGCGGAUUACUUUGGCAUCCCUUAUCCGUACAGCCUGUCCGACCACUUGGCCAAUGAAAUGGAGACAUAUUCUUUAAGGUCAAAUAUAGAACUUAAAAAGGCUUUAACAGACUUCUGUGAUUCAUAUGGUUUAGUUUGCAACAAACCAACAGUUUGGGUUCUCCACUAUCUUAACACAUCCGGUGCAAGCUGUGAGAGUAGAAUUAUUGGUGUUUACGCCACAAAAACAGAUGGAACCGAUGCUAUUGAUAAGCAGCUGGGAGGAAGAAUUCACAGUAAAAGCAUUUUUAAAAGAGAGGCGGGCAGUAAUGUUCAGUACAUCUGGAGCUAUUACUCAGCAGCAGAACUGAAGAAAAUGAUGGAUGCCUUUGAUGCCUGGGAAGGAAAAGGCGUCAGCUACUGGCGGGUGCCGCACGAGCUGAUAGAAUGCUGGACCCUGGAGGAGCGGCCUUUGCUGGGGAGCCUGCGCCACAUGGCACCGAUUCGGAAGAGGAGGCUGAUGGCGUUGGAUGAAGGGGAGGAAGGCGUGAACUGUAAGGCUGGUCCUAAACCUGUCAGGUUUUCGGGCCCUUCCACCAGCACACAAAUCAAGGUCAAGAACUCGGCUUCAGUCCGGGUGUCCCCGUCUCCAGGCGGAAUGCCAGCUCAGCACUCUGCACUGUCUAAGGCCCUGUCCCUGGUGGGCAUGGAGGUGCCUGGGCACUCCCCAUCGCAUGGGCCCAGCGGUCCUGAAAAUGGGGCCACAUCACCCCCUCCAGCCAAGGUUCUGCUGUGCGACAAGAAGGCUACCCCACCCCGGGUGAUAAAGCUGAAGCGGACUCCACUGUGUGCCACGGGGCCUCCCCCGCCCACCUGCCCAGCAGCGAGCCCGGCGGGGGCCCCGCCACCCCAAGCGCCCACCUUGGAUGUGCGGACUGAGAACAGGCAGGACAAGACCGAUUGAAGGGAGCGCUGGGCUCCAGACGCCCUGUUGGCCUCCCAGGGCUGCCACCCGGUGAUGCACACAAGUGACACUGUCGAUGCAGUAGAGGUGACAGCGUCAUGUUUGCAUUCAGGGUAAUUAUGGGGAAAGGAAAUUGCUACAUAAGAGUGGAGGAGGGGAGACUUUAGGUGGUUGGGACUACAGUUCCUUCUCAUUUUCCCAACUUUUAAAUGAUUACUUGUCUACAGACAGUUUGAAUUUCCGGUUUUUAAUGUUUUUUUAAUGGUUGGUUGGUAUUAGGGCGACAAACCAGUACAGCAUCAUCACUAGAGAAGUUUACUUUGUUGCUGAAAUAAUUGUAGGCUGUAGGCACUUUGUAAUGUUUGUCAUAGCAGCCCAGGGGUAGGAGUGAGUCUGGCUGAGGUCCUUCUGCCUUGGACCAGCGAGGGUGCUGCAGGGCUCCCUGGUGGUAGCACAGCCCAGAGAGGCGGAGAGAACGCACAUCAGGGGAACUUGCCCCAAGUUACUCUCAGUCUCAGAGGCGACAUGAGAAGAAAGAUGAGGAGGGGCAGAAGAUAGAGACCACACUUUGAUGUUCAUUUAAUUAAACUGUUUUCUUUUCCAGAUUGGCUUUUCUUUUUACUUAUUUCCUUUUUUAAUGUAGACACACACACACACACACACACACACACACACACACACACGUCAAUUCGUUGUUCCACUUAUUUAUGCAUUCAUUAGUUAUUCCUGUAUGUGCCCUGAUGGGAUCAAACCCGCAACCUUGACAUAUAGGGACAAUGCUCUAACCAACCUAGCUACCCAGCCCGGACCUAGGUUGGCUUUUUUUACUUUUUUCCAUUAGCAGAUGUAUUUGUACAUCACAAGAAGGCUUCUUGGAAUAAAAACUACAUAGCAUAGUUUUUGAAAAUGCUUUGAAAAAGAGAAGUUAACAGUUUAACUUUCUAACUAAAGUUAAGUUUUGUUUUCCAGAACUGACCAUUGAAGAGUCAUUCUGGUGACACAGUAUGAUCUUUAUGCAUAAAAGAUCCACAUAACUUGAAUUUAAUGUUUUUAAGCAGAAUCUUUUGAUCAAUCCUCUAUUUUUCACAGCUGUUCAGUCUUGUGUGUUUACUCCUACAUGUUGUGUCUUGCAAUUGGGUCACAUAUGGCUGCUUCAGUGAGCAGUGUGCCUGCCAUCGGUGUGUUAACAAUAAGUUCAUAAAAGCAGGGUACUUUCUCCUCAGUGCUUCUUGUGGUUGCAUUGUUUUGAAAGAGUAAAGUAACUAUUCAAAACAUUAUUUUUUACAAAAUAAAGUAAAACUUUUCCAUAAAA